Vitrella brassicaformis is the source of this 1790-nucleotide messenger RNA. NCBI's taxonomy places the organism in Eukaryota, Vitrellaceae. The record is from the annotation of a GenBank genome assembly.
AUGAAGAAGGGUGUUGAAGUGGUGAUGGGCGGCAAGUGGGGUGAGCUCCAGGCCGAGAACGCAUCACUCGCCGCACAAGUAGCUGACAUGACGCGGAAAGUAGCCCAACUGGAGCAGCAACUGAUGGUCAAAUCCGACGUGCUGCAGGUGCACCCGAUUGCAUACAUGGAUGGAUGGAUGGAUCAAGCACCUCAAAGGAACGACCCCAAAUGUAUCGUGUAGAGGCUGGACGAGUCGGAGAGGAUCACAAAGGAGAGCUACGAGGCGCUUCUGAGUGACCACAGGGACCUCACUUCCAACCAUGCGCUGCUGGAGGGAGAGAUGGAGGAAAUGAAGAUGGAGAAGGGCACUCUGCAGGUCAGGCAAGGAGUGACAAUGACCCACAAUCUCAAUCUCCAUCACGCACACACUGAAUGGUCAUGCCUGUCUAUCAUUAUGCAGCGUCGCGUUUCUGAGUUGGAGGGGGAGUGCGUGGACAAACAGGGGAAGAUAGAGGUGCGCACAACUAAUCGAUGAUCGCUGGGUGUAAUUAGUAGUUGAUUGUCUACCUGACUGCAUGCAGGCGUAUGAGAGUGAGAUUGCCUCCCUGAGUGAGGCCGAAAGGCGACUGUCGAGCACACUGACGGAACAUGUACCACGUGGCAAACUUGCAGACGGGGAGAGAUGGUAUCAUGCCCCUCUCUCUCUGUGUGUGUGUGUGUGUGUGUGUGUGAGUGCAGGAAUUGGCUUACCACAAUCUCUACAACGACUACGCAAAACAGCUGGACUACACAGACGUGAGCACACGUAGAGCACACAGAAAGUGGUCGGGUCAUGUUAUGUGGUGUCUGUGUCUCCUUUUGCGCGUCAGCGUCUGAGAACCAAUAUCGAGUCUCAGAAGCGUCUGCGUGACCAGAAGGACCGACACAUUGCCACCAUACUGAAAGAGAAAGACAAACUAUACAGACAAGUGUACGCAGGGUGAAGAAAGAUGCACACGUAAUUGUUGGUGCUCUUGUGGUCCUCAUUCGUCAGCACGCAGACCCGCGUUCUCCUGUCCAACACGCGCAACUCUGCCCAGCGGGUGCAGAGGGCGGCGUACGACCAUGCCGACGAGAACCACCCCAGGUGAGAAAAGGAGACAGAUAACAGAACACCCGAGUGUGCCCCGUUUGCUGCCCUGUGCAUGUCUCAUGUCAGUGCGAUGUCUGCCCGCCGCCCCCCUUCUCGGCAGCACGUCUCAUCUGUCAGGGCGGCCUCUGACGUACCACUGGCGUGCAUGCGCCGAUCGCCCUCAUGCCCUGUGGUCAAGGAGAAGAAGAAGACGGAGGGGCCGCCUGGUGAGAAGAAGGGACAGAAGGCACGUGAGGCAGUGAAGAAGGCGGAGGCGUCCAAACAGCAGGAGGGCAAAACCAUCGAAGACGUAAGGGGCCAGAUUAUGCACGAAUCGGGGAGGGUUUGUGUAUAUGUGUGUCUGUCCAUGCGUGUGCGUGUGUGUGUGUGUGUGUUUUUUUUGGCAGGCGAUAUUGCGUCUCCAGCGUGAGUCGCAGGCGGCUGCCUUGGAGAAUCGGCGGCUCAAGAGCUGCCUCGACAAGGAGAGGACCAGACAGACUGUCAACCAACAGGUGUGUAUGCCAACAGAGGCUGCUGAUCGGCGUAGGUGUGUGUCUCCUUAUGUCACUGACGCAGACGUUUGGCGCUUUGCAAGAGGAGAAUCGCAGCCUCCGUGAGCAGCUGACCAGCAAUCAGGGCAGCAUCAAUGCAGAGAGAAAGUGAGGGCUGCAUGCUCACGUGUUGAUGGACAUCUCCAA